This is a messenger RNA of Caenorhabditis briggsae, 1281 nucleotides long. RefSeq names its product Protein CBR-NHR-19 (gene Cbr-nhr-19). The record is from RefSeq and is a predicted model, not a curated record. The coding region runs from base 1 to 1281 and encodes 426 amino acids. Gene Ontology annotation, molecular function: DNA-binding transcription factor activity; sequence-specific DNA binding; zinc ion binding. Gene Ontology annotation, biological process: regulation of DNA-templated transcription. The transcript is spliced from 9 exons. NCBI's taxonomy places the organism in Eukaryota, Metazoa, Nematoda, Chromadorea, Rhabditida, Rhabditidae.
AUGCCCACAUUCACAUCAGUGAUCAGUGUGGUACCCGGUCUGGCCUCGAUGGCACCUCAAUUGGCGACCAGCAUCAUAGGACAGUGUCUAAUAUGUGGCGAACCGUCGACUGGAAAGCACUACGGAAUCGUUGCCUGUCUCGGGUGUAAAACGUUUUUUCGCAGAGCAGUCGUCCAACGACAGGAUACAGAAUGUAAACGAGAGAAGGCAUGCGACACGACGACGAUGGCUCGGAAGGCGUGCCGUGCGUGUCGAUACAGAAAAUGUUUGGAGAGUGGAAUGAGCAAGGAAGCUCUCCAACCCCGACGAGACCUUAUCGGAUGCCGACGGAUUCGAUCGCGACCCAGUUGCUCGCAUUCCACACCGACACCUCCACGAGCCCAUAUAGAGGACAAGAGUCAGUAUUUGACACUAUUGGACAAUUUGACAAUUAUUGAUGAGAGGUUACGGAAAAAGAAACUGGAAGUGGUGACGUCACGACAGACGGCUAUUGAUUUGGCGAAGCUAACGAAACAAGGGUGCAUGAGUGCGGCCGAUGUUGCUGGACCAUCGACAUCCCGAUACAUUCCAGGUGGAACGUCGCCAAACGGUAGUGAUCAUAAAAUGAUGGUGAUGCUGGGAACGGAUAUUUCCGUCGCCACACAAACCGAACUAUUGAUGAUGUUGGAAUGGACGAGGACUCUUCCAGUUUUCGCGGCUCUUCCAGUCUCCGAUAGAAAUGUGAUUUUGAAACGCUUCGCUGUGCAUUGUUUGAUUUUGGAACAUGGAUAUUAUACGGCAUUGGCGAAUAUCGACGAUGUUUGGCUGAUUACGAAUGGCACUUGUAUGCCGAGAAAUGUGGAGAAAUUGGAGGAAGGAAGUCGGAUUUCCGUCUCAGCCGAUCGUCGAUGGCGUCAGGAAAAGCUGUACAAACAAAUGACGGACUGUUGUAUCGAUGAAGUUGCCACGCCACUCAGAAAUCUGAAGUUGAGCCCACAAGAAAUGGUGGUCAUCAAAAUUAUUGUCCUCUUCAACUGUGGUUGUUCAUCAGAUUACUCUGAAAUUUCGGAACAAUCGCGACGAGUCGUGCUGACGUUCCGAAACAAAGUGAUAUCCGCACUUUUCGCGUAUUAUGAAAGUGUUGGACAACAAAAUUACGCUGAGCGAUUUGGGAAUUUGGUACUAAUGUUAUCUGGAGUCUCAUCUGCAGCCGCCACGAUGCUUGAAGCUUAUCAGGUGAUGCGACUCUUCAAAAUCACUCCAUUCGAUACGUUGACCCAAGAACUUCUCUUCAAUAUUUGA